AUGGCUAUCAAAAGUGUUGCAAUCGCCGGUGGCUCAGGUUCCCUUGGAGGGCCCAUCAUCGAGUCUCUCUUAUCGUCCGGUUUUGAGGUUACAGCUCUUGUCCGAGCUGGCAAACAGUCUCCAUCUUCUUCUUUCCCCGCAUCUGUCAAAACCGCAACAGUCGACUAUACAUCCCACGAAAGCCUUGUCGUUGCUCUCAAGGGAAUCGAUGCCGUGAUUUCUGUUCUCAGCGGCCCAGGACUCGACUUCCAGCCCGCAAUUCUCGAUGCCGCCAUCGAGGCCGGCGUCUCUAGGUUCCUGCCUAGCGAGUUCGGCGCCAAUACCUACAUCCCACUGACAUCGGAAAUCCCAAUCUUCCAGGGCAAGGUUGCAUUCCAGAAAUCCAUGCAGCAGAAGCUGGCUGAGCACCCGAGUUUGUCUUAUUCACUCAUUGUUCAUGGGCCCCUGUUUGAUUUCUGUCUGGCGGGUGGCUUGUUUGGUGAUGUUCAAAAGCGCGAGAUGACCAUUUACGAUGGUGGAGACAAUAAAUUCUCAUCAACUUGUUUGGCUGAUCUUGGUACUGUUGUUGUGGGUGUUUUGAAGAGCCCUGAGCAGACUAAGAAUCGGGCGAUUUUCGUUGAAGGGGUGAACUUGACUCAAAAUAAGCUGUUGAGUAGCCUGGAGAAGGUGACCGGAUCGGCCUGGACGAGGAAAGAAGGCUCUAUUAGAGACCUGAAUGUUGCCAUGAAUGCUGAGAUGCAGAAGGGGCAGCCGAAUCCGGGUGUCUUUGUUCCAGGCUUUCUGAAGGUUGCUAUCUUUGGCGGAUCUGCGUAUGGCUCGGAUUUGAAUGAGCAGACACCCGGCCUUGACAAUGAUAUUGUUGGCUUGAAGGCGUACAGUGAAAAGGAGCUUGAGGAGAAGAUCAAAAGCAUUGCUGGCUAA
Penicillium verhagenii is the source of this 921-nucleotide messenger RNA. Its product is annotated as aromatic alcohol reductase. The coding region runs from base 1 to 921 and encodes 306 amino acids. Lineage: Eukaryota; Fungi; Ascomycota; Eurotiomycetes; Eurotiales; Aspergillaceae. Gene Ontology annotation, molecular function: oxidoreductase activity. The transcript has a single exon. The record is from RefSeq and is a predicted model, not a curated record.